Penicillium olsonii is the source of this 939-nucleotide messenger RNA. The record is from the annotation of a GenBank genome assembly. Lineage: Eukaryota; Fungi; Ascomycota; Eurotiomycetes; Eurotiales; Aspergillaceae.
AUGGCCACUUGGGCAUACCCCCCACUGCCUGCAGAGCAGAUCAACCGGGAAGCCGAUGCUGCGCUGGCUCGUGAGCUAGAGUGGCUCUUGCAUUCCCUCCAGGACUCGCUGGCUUCAUUAAAAGAAGGACUGACAGAAUGCGCCGCCCUGUUAGCGCCCCAGGAACCGGGAUCAACCUUGGUGGUGUCCUCCGUACGGUCGGAGCAGGUGAAAGGCUUCGUGACGAGAGUCGGCACUAAGGUGGUGAAGGGGGAUGUCCAGCUGCGCCUCGCAUCACUCCCGCCGACUCGGGGCGCUCCCAGCACCCGCUUGAACCUAUCCCAGGCCCCCGGGGCCCCGGAAAUGGUACUUCGCCAGCUCGUGUCGGUCCGCGAUCUCGUCGCCCAAAGCCUGGAUAUCGUCGAUGUCAGCACGUGGACGGGUGACCCCCUCAACGCUGGUUUCAUUUUCAGUCAGCUGCAUCUCCUGCUCGAGACCAUCAGCGAGGCGCGACAGAUGCUCAAAGGCGAAGGGGAUGAGACACGCGGCAAAUGGUGGGAUACGAGCGCGACGGAUCAGAUGUUCGACCCUCCACUUCCACCACACCUAUCGUUCCAUCUCUCUAUCACAGACUCCGCCCUGGUGCUCGUGCUGAGAACGCUGGAGUCCACUUCACUCACCCACACGCCCACUCCGUUUGCCUCGGACAUUUCCCUCACUGGGUUCUCAAUCCGAGAUCGAAUCUUCGGUUCGCGGGCGCCAACCCACGAUGAAGCCGGUCUCUCAUUCCAAUGGCAGGGGGACGAGGUACGUGUGAAAGAAAAGGUACGUGUAGAGAGCCAGGAUCCUAGUCUGAUGGCGGUCAUGGCGAAACUCACCGCGCUUGAGCAUGAGGUCAUGCGAUGCGUGGAUGCACUCAAUAUUCUCAUGGGUCAUGAGGACACUGAGAGUGAGGCAUGA